AGGAGAGGUCAGCUGUGCUGCCUCUUAGUCUCCAGUCUGGCUGCCCUUUUGGGAAGGAAAUUCAACACAGAGAAAUGUAAGGUACGGCACUGAGGGCGGAAGAACCAAAGGCACAGGCAGCCUAGGAGCCCAGAUGGAAAAUCAGCUGGGCCUGAGUUAGAAAAACCUUUGUGUGCCAUUCGAGCUGAAAGGAGUGGAGCAUUCUGGGAAAGAAUUAUGGAGACGAGCACAACAGGAGAUACACUCAGUUCAGAUGUCCAGCAACAGCAUUUCAGGCAGUCCUGCUACGAGGAGACUCUGGGUCCUCGAGAGGUUUGCAGCCAGCUCCACAAUCUCUGCUGUCAGUGGCUGAAGCCAGAGCGACACACCAAGGCUGAGAUGCUGGACCUGGUGAUCCUGGAGCAGUUCCUUGCUGUCCUUCCCUCAGAGAUGGGGAGCUGGGUGAGAGAGUGUUGCCCAGAGACCAGUUCCCAGGCGGUGGCUUUGGCAGAAGGUUUCCUCCUGAGCCAAGAAGAGGAGAAGAAGCAGGAAAAGCAGGAGAUGCUGGACUCUUUUGCACAUAAGACCACUGAGGGGGAGAAGCCGCCUUUGAAGACGAAGAUGAUAGUCCAGGAUGGAGAUGGGGCAUCUGUUACAAUUGACAAUGGAACACAGGCAGAAGGCACUAGUUCAUCUCUUCAUGUUUCUGUACUAAGAAGAGCUUCUGCGAGACUGGAUCAGGUGAGCUUUGAAGAUGUGGCUGUGGAUUUCGCUGCGGAGGAGUGGGCCCUACUCGAUCCAGGCCAGAGGGCACUUCAUCAGGAAGUAAUGGAGGAGAAUUUAAGGAUUUUAUCUUUUCUAGCAACUGAGAUGGGGGAGAAACCAUUUAAAUUCUUGGAUUGUGGAAAGACUUUCAUUCGGAAGGAAAAUCUCACAUGCCAUCAAGCAACUCGCACAGGGAAGAAACCCUUUAAAUGCUUGAAGUGUGGAAAAUGUUUUACUCUUCAAUCAGUGCAUUCAGGAGAGAAGCCAUUAAAAUGCUUGGAGUGUGGAAAGGGUUUCUGUCAGAAGGCAAACCUCACUUGCCAUCAGUUACCUCACACAAGGGAGAAACCCUUUAGAUGCUUGGAGUGUGGGAAAAGCUUCAGUCAGAAGUUGCACCUUACAUAUCAUCGUGCCUCUCACGCUGGGAGAAAACUGACUGGUCAUCAAGCAACUUACACAAGGAAAAAGCCAUUUAAAUGCUUGGAGUGUGGAAAGAGCUUCAGUCGAAAGGUACGUCUUACUCGUCAUCAAGCGACACACACUGAUGAGAAGCCAUUUAAGUGCAAGGAGUGUGGAAAGAGCUUCUGUCAGAAGCUACAACUGACUGGUCAUCAAGCAAUUCACACAGGGGAAAAGCCAUUUAAAUGCUUAGAGUGUGGAAAAAGCUUUAGUCUAAAAAUGUAUCUCACUCGUCAUCAAGCAACUCACACAGCAGGGAAACCAUUUAGCUGUGUGGAGUGUGGAAAGAGCUUCUGUCAGAAGAAAGCCCUCACUCGUCAUCAAGCAGUUCACACUGGUGAGAAGCCAUUUAAGUGCAUGGAGUGUGGAAAGAGUUUCAGUCAAAAGAAUAGAUUCACUUCUCAUCAAACAAUUCACACUGAAGGUAAACCAUUUAAAUGCCUAGAAUGUGGGAAGAUGUUCAGUCGGAAAUUACAUCUCACACGUCAUCAGGGGACUCACACUGAUGAGAAGCCAUUUAAGUGUGUACAAUGUGGAAAGAGCUUUGGUCAGAAGACACAGCUGGCUGGUCAUCAAGCAACUCAUACAGGGGAGAAGCCAUUUAAAUGUUUGGAGUGUGGAAAAAACUUUAGUCUAAAGAUGUAUCUCAGUCGCCAUCAAGCAACUCACACAGCAGGGAAACCAUUUAACUGUGUGGAGUGUGGGAAAAGCUUCUGUCACAAGAAAAGCCUCACUCAUCAUCAAGCAACUCACACUGGUGAGAUGCCAUUUAAAUGCAUGGAGUGUGGAAAGAGUUUCUAUCAAAAGAAUAACUUGACUUCUCAUCAGACAAUUCACACUAAAGAUAAACUGUUUAAAUGCCUAGAAUGUGGGAAGAUGUUAAGUGGAAAAUUACACCUCACUCGUCAUCAAGCAACUCACACUGGUGUAAAGCCAUUUAAGUGUGUAGAAUGUGGAAAGAGCUUUGGUCAGAAGAUACAACUAACUGGUCAUCAAGCAAAUCAUACAGGGGAGAAGCCAUUUAAAUGUUUGGAGUGUGGAAAAAGCUUCAGUCUAAAGAUGUAUCUCAGUCGUCAUCAAGCAACUCACACAGCAGGGAAAUCGUUUAACUGUGUGGAGUGUGGAAAGAGCUUCUGUCAGAAGAAAGCCCUCACUUGUCAUAAAGCAAUUCACACUGGUGAAAAACAAUUUAACUGCAUGGAGUGUGGAAAGAGUUUCUGUCAGAAGAAAGCCCUCACUCGUCAUCAAGCAACUCACACUGUUGAGAAGCCAUUUAAGUGCACAGAAUGUGGAAAGAGCUUCUGUCAGAAGAUACAACUGACUGGUCAUCAAGCAAAUCAUACAGGAGAGAAGCCAUUUAAAUGUUUGGAGUGUGGAAAAAGCUUCAGUCUAGAGAUGUAUCUCAGUCGCCAUCAAGCAACUCACACAGCAGGGAAACCAUUUAACUGUGUGGAGUGUGGAAAAAGCUUCCGUCACAAGAAAACCCUCACUCGUCAUCAAGCAAUUCACACUGAUGAAAAACCAUUUAAGUAUGUGGAGUGUGGAAAGAGCUUCUGUCAGAAGAAAGUCCUCACUCAUCACCAAGCAGCUCACACAGGGGAAAAACCAUUUACAGUGGGCCCUUGGUAUCCUCUGGGGUUUGGUUCCGGGACUCCCCAUGGAUACCAAAAUCUGUGGAUACUCAAGUUCCAGUAAAUACAAUGGCACAGUAAAAUGAUGUUCCUUAUGUAAAAUGCCAUAAUCAAGGUUUGCUUAUUGGAAUUUGUAUAUUUUAAAAAUAUUUUCAAACCUUUGAUGCUUGAAUCCAUGGAUAAAUAAUCCAAGGAUAGGGAGGGCUCACUGUAAAUGCUUGGAGUGUGGAAAGAGCUUCUUUCAGAAGAAAGACCUCACUGGUCAUCAAACAAUUCACACAGAGCGGGAACCAUUUAAAUACUUGAAGUGUGGAAAGAGUUUCAGUUGAAAGACAAACCUCACUCGUCAUCAGGCAACUCAUACAGCGGGUGAAAUCCUUUAAAUAACUCCUGAGUGGAAAGAGCUAUCACUGGUCUAAAGCAUCAUCAUCAUCAUCAAGCAACUCACACAGGAGAGAAGCCAUUUAACUGCAUGGAGUUUGUAAGGAGAUAACCUUCACUAGUCUUCAGGCAACACACACACAAGUGAAAAAGCAUUCAGAUGCUUAUAAUUUGGGAAUUUUGCUCCACCGUUAUAUUUAAUGGGACUUGAGCAUCCACAGAUUUUGUUAUUGACGGGGGAUUCUGAAACCAAACCCCAGCGGAAAACAAGGACACACUGUAUUUUUGAUCCUGGAUGGUUGAAUCCAUGGAUAAAGAAUCCAUGGAUAUGGAGGACUGACUGUACUCUUUUUGUACUUUAAAGGUGUCUUCCCCACCUGAACUUUUUCCUCUAGAUGGUCUAGAAAACAAAUAAUGCAAUUUUCCAAGAGGACAUUGGGACUUCAACAUGUCUGGAAACUUUCAGAUUGGGGAAGGCUGUCCUGCACAUUAUAACUCAUACGACAGUCUCUCCUGUAUCUCUCCUGUUUUCUCCUCUCUGCCAUUGUCUCCAGCAUGGAUGCCAUUUGGUCACCUUUCAAACAUCUUGUUGAUUAAAAUUUGGUAUGUAGUACUGAAGCUUCAAAAGCUAUUGAGGAAUGAUCCACUGAUUUCAGUUGGAUAAUAUACAAAUCACCUGUAAGCAUGUGAAUUUAGCUACUUGUGUAUUUUGGCUCGAAGAGUGUGUGGAGUAAGGAGAGGUAGGAACCAAGAGAAAAGGAAAUUUGGUGAAGGGAACAAUUUGGAAAACUUCCAACAUGCUUAUGCAAAUGCCUAGCAGUGGAUAAGCAAUGUUACAUACAGGAAAGCAUUGCAAAGAAGUUCUGUGCAAUGUACUUCUGUUUAGACAUAACAAGGGCAUGGAUUUUGUUAAACGAAUCAGCUCUAAACAGACAGGUGUACCCCACCAUAUUCCUCAAAGCCACUCAUUGAAUCAGGGAGUGGACGGAAACAAAAAUGCCGGGGGAAAAGGUGGCCAAGAAAGGAUUCAUUGGACCUGGGUAGAACUGAGGAAAACUAUUCACUCAAUUAUUCAAGUGCCAAACAAUAAAUACAGUAAAGAAUUAAAGUCCACCCUCCUUAUCAGUGGACUUGCUAUCCACAGAUUUAACCAUCCAUGAAUGGCAAGCCUGUUUUCCUUAAUGGUGGCGUGUGUAUAUGCCUGCAUGUCAUGCUGCCAUUAAUUUUUAUUGGACUCAAACAGGUGUGGAUUUUGGUAUUCGCAGUGGGGUCUGAAACAGAUCCCCUGUGAAUAUGGAGGUCUGACUGUACAAAGGGGUUCAUUGCUCUUCAC
This is a messenger RNA of Sceloporus undulatus (fence lizard), 4548 nucleotides long. RefSeq names its product oocyte zinc finger protein XlCOF6-like. Gene Ontology annotation, molecular function: RNA polymerase II cis-regulatory region sequence-specific DNA binding; DNA-binding transcription repressor activity, RNA polymerase II-specific; DNA-binding transcription activator activity, RNA polymerase II-specific. Gene Ontology annotation, biological process: negative regulation of transcription by RNA polymerase II. Lineage: Eukaryota; Metazoa; Chordata; Lepidosauria; Squamata; Phrynosomatidae. The record is from RefSeq and is a predicted model, not a curated record. The transcript is spliced from 6 exons. Gene Ontology annotation, cellular component: nucleus. Bases 217 to 2898 code for a protein of 893 amino acids.